UUCCAAUACUAACCGAUGACAGGUGGCCUGGCACGAGGUUUUUCGUUUCCCACAAUCUUUGCGAGUAAUCAGAGCGAUGGACCUAUUCCGGCGUAAUCCCCUGCUGGAGGUGACCAAGUGCGAGAUGUGUCCCAAGCCGGUGUACCACUUUGUGACCGGACUGUGUGCCCGAUGUCUCACCAUUUGGGCCGGGAGGAAGCAGCAGGACGCGAUGCGAAUCACCUUGGACCAAUCGCGCGCUCUCCUCGUGGGCAUGGUCCGGGAUCCCGAGGACCUGAGUCAAAUGGAUCCCGUCUUCCGGCGGGCGAUAGAGGAGACGCGUAUGCAGCGCGCCCAGAAAGUGGAGCUGUUCCAGAGGGUUCGCCAGCAGUUCCAGCUCACCGUUCUCACCGCUCCGUUUCACGACCCAAGUCCAAAGUAUGUCGUCAACGAGGAUUACUGGAAUGUCGCGGAAAUCGAAGACAUCGAGGUGAAGAUGUUCCAGCACGAGGUCGACCAGCUGAGCGAUGUACCCCGUCAGUCACUCGAUGACCUCGACCAAAACAACAACGGAUGUCCGCAGAAAAAAAGCUAGAAUAAAAUAAUAAUAAAAUAAAUUAAAGUAGCAAUAUAAUAAAAUUAAUUAACAUAAGAUUCUAUAUUUUAAUUAUAUAGAUUUUUAACAGAUGCCUUUAUCAGGUUAAUAUUAAAAACUUUAUAAAAAUUGUAUUUUGA
Drosophila biarmipes is the source of this 714-nucleotide messenger RNA. RefSeq lists its product as uncharacterized. The record is from RefSeq and is a predicted model, not a curated record. The transcript has a single exon. NCBI's taxonomy places the organism in Eukaryota, Metazoa, Arthropoda, Insecta, Diptera, Drosophilidae. Bases 77 to 574 code for a protein of 165 amino acids.